AUGAUAUUGGACGAAGACACCUCUGAGUCACAUUUCUACGAGGCGUUCCUUGUGGGUAGCCUGGAAAUAAGUCAAGGUGCCGUGACGUCAUUCAUUCGAAUCAACGAAGAGCGUAGAAAGGUACAUGCUUAGUGAAUUGUUUUUAUUUGCCGUUCAGUUUUAGGAUAAAUCACCAACAUAUUUGAGGUAGGUACCAGUAAAAAAUGAAUUUUUAAAUAUUUUCUCUUUGCGGGGGUUGGCGGAAGAUGUCGAGAAAAUUUUGAUUUCAAAGAAUUCAUUAAGUCAGGGCCAAAAAUGGCCGUCGUUUCCGUGGUUCAGAAUUAAGUGCCAUUAGUAGUGUUUUCUCAUAUUUAACCGGUGAUAGAAUAAACUGUACUACCUUUAAUGAUGGUCAUGAUUUUUGUUUUAGCAUGAUCAGUUGGCUUAAUCGAACAAUUUGGACCUCAAACCAGAUUAAGUAUUGGUACAGGAAUUAUUUGAUUUACUGUAUUGACUCAGACUUCUACUCUCAUUUUCACUGCCUUUUUACAAAGACACAGAGUGUGCGGCUAAACUUCAGAAUACCCCGCAACUUUGGUCCGCCUCACUUACAUGUGUCGGGAGGCUUUGAAGAUCGAGGCAUAACACAAUAGACGAUAUUCUUAUUCAAUGACAUGUAAAUGAGUUGCGGGGUAUUCUGAAGUUGCUCCUUUUUUAAAAAAGACUUUUUGGCCAAAUUAAAAUCACGCGUAUGGAACGACAAAAAGAAAACAUAUGAAAUUAUAUGAUAAGCUGGAAUAGGCCAUUUCACAGUUGUGUACUUAGUUGCCCAGCCUUUGUUUUAGAGCGAGGCUGAAGGUGACUAUGUUUUGUUAGAGACCAGCAUCUAGUUAGCAUGGUAUCAAAGUACUUUACAUUUGAAAAGCAGCAAGGUUUGUAUCAUGACAGGAUCAACUAUAGCCUCACUCCUAUUCAAAGGCUUGGCAAACCACUGUAAAAUGGGCUACUGUACGUGUGCAUUCUGAUUGGUUCUUACCUAUGAUCUAUAGGAGGACAGACACAUGGAUGACAUCGCUAUUGACAUUUGCUUCUGUAUUAUGUAAAAUAAAUAGAUUCCAUGUUGGGGUGGCUCUGUACAGUUACUGUAACAUAUUGUAGAAUAUUUCAAAAUGUGGUAGAAGAUUGGUGGUACACUAAGCAUCAUGUGCCACCUUUUUGUUCUUACCAUGUCUCCUGUGAUCCAAAACUGAGCAGACGUACAGCAAUAUGAAAACCAUGUGAUAAUUAAAUAAUGAAAACUUCCCAUUUGAGACACCAAGAGAGAAAUAAUUACAUAACAAAUGGAUAUGAUAAUAAUUGCCUUUACCAUACUGCGUUGUGAAGAAAAUUCUGUAAAUCAAUGACUGCUAAUAUUAUUUUAUAAUUUUUAUCAGUUUGAAAUGGCUCGUGGUCACCAAAAGUUUCAGUCCCAACAGAAAAAUGCCCAGAAGCAGGAGAAGUUGAAGAAAGCCCAAGGACAUGAUCAAAAGUCAGCAGCACUGAAGGCAUUAGUCUUCACAUGCACUGUAUGCAAGGUACAGAAAAUGCUGACUUUUCACCCUUUCACUCCCAAGAUCUCAUUUUUAAUUCUCCCCUCUGUCUGCUAUACUACAAUACUUAUGGUGAUGGUUCUAAGAAUUUGGCAUUGGAUCAACUAAUAACCACUUAAUUAAAUUUUUUUAUUUAUUCUCAUUACUUGUCUGCUUGAUAUUGGAGUGAUUAUGUAGGGAGAAAUUCUCUCUAGGUCACUCCUGGGAGUUAAGAAGUUAUUAACCUAACAUGAGGGGUCAAGGAAAGAUUUGUCAUGUUGAGAACCUACACGUAUGUCAGUGGACAAAGAUAAAUAAGAAAUUUUGAAGCCUGAAUAUGUGUAAAGUAUGAUUUCUGAGAAGAUUAUCUUUUGAAUUCAGUCACAGAUGCCUGACCCUAAAACUUACAAACAACACUUUGAGAGCAAGCACCCUAAAGCAGCACUGCCUCCAGAGCUGGCUAGUGCGUAAUGUUCAACAUGGUAAGAAUAAUGUAUUUGCAGCUGAUUCUUACGUUUGCAUGCUUCUUAAAGUUGUUAUGCAUUCCCUUAAACCCAGACACCAAAAAUCCUCUUCAUGCUUUGUGAGCUGCUAUUUAUGGUAUAGAAGGUUGCUUGGUUGUCUAGACUGAACUUCCAGACUACAUCAUACUUUGCUAAUGCAAUUACACUUAGUCUAGCCUUAGCAUAUGUGCAUGCAAGAGCUUUUACAUCAACUCUGAUAAAGUGAUUAAAAUGACUUUAUCAGAGUUGAUGUAAAGUUGAUUCUGAUGAGCAAUGAGCUCUUCUUUUUGUUGACAUGUUUAGUUGGAGAUUGUUUUAUCUUCUAAUUAUGAGGAUCAGUGACUGUUUUAGUUGCCACUCUUUAUCCCUUCAAGCAUAGUCAGCUAAGAGGUUUGAGGUACUAACUGGCACUUUAUUCCAAUUAUAAGAUUGUGUCGAAAGAUCCUGGGUAUGCUGAAGGGUAUGAAAAAGGAAAAAAAACUGCUCAGGACACAAUAUUCCAUAUUUUCUUGAUUGUCCCCUAAUUUUACUCCACUCCAUUCUGUUACCAUUGUUUAUGUAAUUUAUUGUUUUAUUUUCUCUUUUUUUUUUCAGUUUGGUGAUGCUCUGGUUAAAAUCACAUAUAUUUUACAUUGAGGAUGGAUAAGCAUACAGUGCUGCCAGGGUCUGCAACAACUAAUUUUGAAACUUUUGCAUUUAAGUUUGGGCAUAUUGUAGUCUUUUUCUAAUUUAACAGGCUGUAUUUUGGGGGCUGUGGGAUCAUUAGACAGAAGUUACCAACCUUUUUUUUUAACUUUACUAGUUUUGAUUUCUGUAUCAGUAUUAUUUUUUUUCUUAAUAGCAAUAAGUGCUAAAGUAGAAAACUCAUAUUCUUUGGUUAUGAGGUGCAAACAAAUUGUACCAAGGGAAGUUAUUUAAUAUUUUAACAGAAAGAAAUCAAUUAGUGACACCAAGUUUCUUUUUUUAAUGGCAGUGCUGACAGCCAGUGAUUGAGGGAACUUGAGAAAAUUGUCUUACCAGUGAUUUACAUGAGGCUUAAUCAGUCCUUUCACUGUCAAUUUCUGAAAGCUUUUUCUCCUCAUUGGUGUCUAUGUAUUUAACCUGGUUGUUAUGGAGAAAUUUGGUGUUGUUUCACUACAGUCUCCCCAGUAUCAUCACUGGUUUGCUUGGAAUUGUGUAAUAUGUAGAUGGGGAAUUAACAUGCAGAUCACACCCCAUGGAUUCAAAGAACAAACUGUCAUCACUAAGCACAGCAAUGUUUUCACAUGAAAAUACAACACACUUUUAUUGGACAUUGUUACAACGAAAAGAUAAGGCAAAUAACUUUCUGCCAUAUUUGCUGAUCAAACCUUGAGUCUUGAGCAAGAACUCUUUUAGAUUAGACCAUUUUGUUUUCUUCAAGAACGAAAACUGAACAAAAUGAAGGUCUUGUUGGCCAGCAUGCAUUAUUAAGUUUUAACAUCAUAACUAUUGCACCAUAGGUAAGAUAGGGAAAAGACAACAGUGCUGGAAACUGAUUGAAAACAAUAUAACUUUCAUGUUAUGGUGCAUGGGUUUUGCUUGAACCUUAAUACAUUUGGCAACAAUUUAAUAGUUCACUAAAUGCCAUGUAUUUCCUUUUUACUUGAGUCUGCAAAUUUAUAUUUCGAAGGAUUACUUGGAAUAAAUGGACUUCCUGAAUUAAUUUCUGUUUCAUUUUUCGUAUUCAAGUGAUAAACAUGUCCUUACAUAAACCUGUUCUCAUUUAAUAAAUGAGGUAUAUUUUUUUUAUCUGUUCAUUAUGAUGCUAUUCUGUUCUUUUUAACUUAUAAUCAAAACUAUGACAAAAUUCUGGAACAUGAUUGGUUAUAACCUGCCCCAUUUGAGCAGUAAUAGGAUGGUGUAUGCUUCAUGCUUGUAAUUGGACAUUGUUAAUAGCACAGUUAAAGGGACAGUAAAACACCAUGCCUAUGUAAGUGGACAGAAUGCAUCAUGUGCGCUUGCUGUUGUCUUACAUGUUGCUGAGGUAACUGAUGUUGUUUUUUUUUUUUCAUGAACACGUAUAACAGAUGUUAGGUUCCAUCUCAAAUUUUGUCAUAGUUUUGAUUAAUUGGUAACAAGAGUUUGUGUUGUCCAAUUUUGUCAGUAAUCAUACUCAUGAUAAACAAAUCAAUCUCCUAUUUUGCAGUAGGCCUAGUUUGUUAAUCAUUCAUAUGAUUACAGAUUGAAUUGGACUUCACUCAGUCAUAUUACCAUUAUAUUAAUCUUAAAAUUUUGAGAUGGACAAUAUUUAUUAAGUAAUAACAAGUUAACUUUAUUCAGAAUUGAAUGUUUGUCUGAUGUGAGUUCUUUGGUGGUGGUAAUGUUGUUGAUGUUGGUCACCUGGCCAGUUUCAGGUCAGCAGAGACAAGUGUUAAAACUGGCAUAUGAUGCUAGGCAAGAGGAAACAGCAAAGGCCUUUUUUUCCCCUGACCAAAACUCUAACACACACUAACUGGCACUGUUUUUUUUGGAGAAGUACAUGUUUGAACAGAAAUGAUUUCAUCUUCCAAGAAAAUGGGGCGAGGAAGCUAUACCGGUAAUAAGCCUUUACAUACAGAGAUCAGUAUACAUAUUCUCCAUACUGUUCUCUAUACAUUUCUGAAGGUG
Messenger RNA from Pocillopora meandrina, 4678 nucleotides. The record is from the annotation of a GenBank genome assembly. NCBI's taxonomy places the organism in Eukaryota, Metazoa, Cnidaria, Anthozoa, Scleractinia, Pocilloporidae.